UAUUGGUUGCUUGGCAACUGAAGCCGGGAUGCUGAGGCUGAGUCCGAUGCCGCAUCCAUCCUCAUGUAGUGUGACUAUAACCCACAGACCUGCAGCUGUUGCCGGCCAAUGUUGGGGCAGACACUCUGGGCAGGUUAAUCCUCCCCAGGCAGGUAACCCUACUGCUGAAUUACAGUCAGUGUGUGUGUAAGGAGGCAGGGAACUGAGCCGCUGGUGUGAUCAGCCGGACACACUUAGUACACACCCCUUGUGUGUGAGAAGAAGGUACACGCCCCCUACUGGUUCCUGAUCACUAGUGUGGGGCAGAGAGGAGCCACUACUGCAUCAGUCUGACAGUUACUGCUCAUCCCUGGGACACGGCUCCUGUUCUGAUCCAACGUAUCCCUUCCAUAUGGACUUGACUAUUUAGCAUUUUUAAGCUGGAAUUUUUUUGGACGUUCCAACUUGGGUUUCUGGUACAUAAGGAACAGAUCUACUACAUCAGCUUGCCCGGUAUCCGACACUUUCUGGGGACAAGAUGUGGACCUUUCUGGGGGUGGCCACCUUCACCUACGUGUACAAGAAGUGCGACGAGUUGUUGAACACCUCCCGCCAGGAGCUGAUAGUGGCCGGCUUGUUGUUCUGCACCGCGGGGCUGGUCCUGUCAGUCCUGCACUAUAGGGGCAGGCUGGGCUCCAAGAAAUCAGCCGCUAAGCGAGCUGGACUCAUCUCCAGGGUUCUAAACUGGCCGACACAACGGGGCAACCUGAGGCAGAGAGGAGCUCAAAAGAGCAAAACAGAAAGACAUCUACUUGAAGCCACCGAUUCUGGAUCUGCUACCAAAACUUUUGAACCGGAAGUUGUCAUUGUGGGAGCUGGAGUCCUUGGCUCGGCGUUAGCCACAGUGAUGGCAAGAGAUGGUAGAAAGGUGGCAGUGAUCGAGAGGGACAUGAAGGAACCUGAUCGUAUAGUGGGGGAAUUGUUGCAGCCUGGAGGAUAUCAAGUUCUCAAGGACCUUGGUCUUGGGGAUGCGGUGGAAGGCCUGGAUGCCCAUGUUGUACACGGAUACGUCGUGCAUGAUUUUGAGAGCAAAGCUGAAGUGGAGAUCCCUUACCCUUUGAAUGAAGAGAAGCAGUUACAGUGUGGCCGAGCUUUCCACCAUGGCCGGUUUAUCAUGGGUCUCCGCAAGCUGGCCCAGGCUGAGAGCAACGUCAGGUUUAUGGAAGGGACAGUGACGCAGCUACUUGAAGAAAAUGACAUCGUAACUGGAGUGCAAUAUAGAGAAAAAGAGACAGGAGAUACUAAGGUGCUCCACGCCCCUUUGACGGUUGUUGCCGAUGGAGUUUUUUCCAAGUUCCGGAAAAAUCUCAUUACUGGACAAGUCAAAGUGUCCUCUCACUUUGUGGGCUGUAUUCUGAAGAACUCACCACAAUUCAAGGCCAAUCACGCAGAGCUGGUUCUGGCCAACCCAAGUCCAGUGCUGAUUUACCAGAUAUCAUCGACUGAGACUCGUGUCCUGGUAGAUAUCAGAGGGGAAAUGCCCAAAAAUCUGAAAGAAUACAUGAUUGAGCAGAUCCUGCCACAGCUUCCUGACCAUCUAAAGGAUCCAUUUCACUUUGCGGUAGAGAACGACAGGUUAAGAACAAUGCCAGCAAGUUUCCUUCCACCCUCUCCAGUAAAUAAAAAGGGAGUCCUACUAUUGGGUGAUGCUUACAACAUGAGGCAUCCGCUGACAGGCGGUGGGAUGAGUGUGGUGCUGAAUGACGUGAUGAUUUGGAGAGAACUUCUUCAGGACCUGCCUGACCUCUCCCAACAUUCAGAAGUUUUACAGGCCAAGAAGGUAUUUUACUGGUCCAGGAAGAAGUCCCAUUCUUUUGUGGUCAACGUGCUAGCCCAGGCACUGUAUGAGCUGUUUGCUGCUACAGAUGAUUCCUUGUACCAGCUGAGAAGAGCCUGCUUCAACUACUUCAAGCUUGGAGGAGAGUGUGUCGAUGGUCCUGUUGCACUCUUGUCUGUGGUGUCUCCCAAACCUCUGCUGCUCAUUGGCCAUUUCUUUGCGGUGGCAUUUUACGCCGUCUACUUCUGCUUCAAGAACGAGCCCUGGUUGACCAAGCCCAGAGCCUUGUUCAAAAGCACUGCCGUACUGUACCGUGCCUGCUCUGUGAUAUUCCCGCUUAUAUACUCUGAGAUGAAGUAUUUGGUUUACUGAAGCCACCGACGCUACUGUGAGAUACCGAACAUGCAGGAUUCAUGCUAAAUCUGCUACAUGGAACCCAAUGGUGCAAUUAGUCAGCUUCAUCCUCACCGGUGACCUGACAGAUAAAUGCUAUUCACGCUAUUCCAAUGGUUCAUAGUGUUUAAUCGUGACAAGAAGAAUUAUUACGAAGUACAGCAUUUGCAGUUACUAAUGGUAAUUAAUCAAAGUGGUCUACUUGCAAUAUGGGACUAAGAAGAAAAUCUUUGGUGCAUUUGUGUUGAUAAGACUUUGGGCGGUAUCAGUAUCGAAACAUAUUCCCAUUCCCACUAUUUAUCUGCUUUUAUUCAAAAGCUGCUCUUGUAAGGGCUGCCAGCAUCCUUAAUAACAAUGAAAGGAACAUUUGGGGCUAGCUUUACCUGCAAUAGCAUCCCCUGUAAAUUUCCCAGACUCCCCCUACUAAAUAAAUUCAGGCUACAAAUAUCUGACCGACAUCCUUAUAUCUUUACUGGGCAUACCCAGAUGGAGUCAUAGAAUCAUGGAGCUGAUCUACAACCAAUUAAUUCUACUGACUCUGGUGAAGGGGAUUGCCCAUUGGACUGCUCAUAGCAGAUGGUCAAAGCACACACAGCAUACUCUACUUGGCCGGAAACUCGGCACUGGCCUACUCUACUUGGCCGGGAACUCGGCACUGGCCUACUCUACUGGUCUGGGAACUCGGCACUGGCCUACUCUACUGGUCUGGGAACUCGGCACUGGCCUACUCUACGUGGCCGGGAACUCUGCACUGGCCUACUCUACGUGGCCGGGAACUCGGCACUGGCCUACUCUACUGGUCUGGGAACUCGGCACUGGCCUACUCUACUGGUCUGGGAACUCGGCACUACUCUACUUGUCUUUCAGAACACAUUGGACCUUAACACUUUUGCUUGGGACACAGUGUGCCUACACACUCUCAGUUAUCUCAUGUUUUUCCUUUGGACUCUGUAAGAGAAACUAUACAACAAAAAUAUUUGGGUUGGAAGGUCACAUUCUAAAGUCACCUUAACUGGGCACUUAUUGUACAGAACCGCACUCUCUGCUGUCACUUUGUGUUGCUGCUACUGCCAGUCAGAUAUUUAAUUGUAUCAAAAAUAACUGACAAACAUAGGCGCAAGGCCUUUAAAAUAUGAGAGAACACCAAAACCAUGCAGACUGUGCCCUGGUCAGAACUGAACAAAGGACUUCAGAGCUUAA
This is a messenger RNA of Xenopus tropicalis (tropical clawed frog), 3409 nucleotides long. It is a transcript of the gene sqle, whose product is annotated as squalene epoxidase. The coding region runs from base 518 to 2188 and encodes 556 amino acids. The record is from RefSeq and is a predicted model, not a curated record. The transcript has 11 exons. Gene Ontology annotation, biological process: sterol biosynthetic process; secondary alcohol metabolic process; sterol metabolic process. Gene Ontology annotation, molecular function: squalene monooxygenase activity; flavin adenine dinucleotide binding. NCBI's taxonomy places the organism in Eukaryota, Metazoa, Chordata, Amphibia, Anura, Pipidae. Gene Ontology annotation, cellular component: membrane; endoplasmic reticulum membrane.